Molecule: messenger RNA, 1656 nt
Organism: Caenorhabditis sp. 36 PRJEB53466
Lineage: Eukaryota; Metazoa; Nematoda; Chromadorea; Rhabditida; Rhabditidae
Source: the annotation of a GenBank genome assembly
AUGUCGUACGGAAGACCGCAUAAACGAUCCAACACCGCAAGUAUGAUCAGUUUGUCUGAAAGCAUGAAUAAACGCAAAAAUAUUGCAGAUAUCAGCGAUUUGAACGCAAAGUACAUGGCGUUGGAGCAGUUUGACAACUACCAGGUCAUGUACAUUUGGAUCGAUGCCACGUUGGAAAACCUGAGAGGAAAGACCAAAACGUUCGACUUUGAGCCGAAACAACCUUCAGGUAUCAGAAUUUUCAUAGGUUUUUUGGAGUAUUUUUGAAAAUAUUUUCAGAUCUUCCCGUCUGGAACUUUGACGGAACUUCGACCGGACAAUCGCUGGGAGAAGGAUCGGAUGUGUACAUCCGUCCGGUCGCGCUCUUCCGUGAUCCGUUCAGACCCGGACCGAACAAAAUUGCGCUGUGUGAAACGUUGACCCACGACAACAAACCGCAUCGUGAGUGCACGCUAAGGAAAUGACUUAAUUUUUUCCUAUUUCAGCUACAAACACACGUCAGCAGUGUCUUGAGACUAUGGAGAAGGUGAAGGAGCAAGAGCCGUGGUUCGGAAUGGAGCAGGAGUUCACAUUGCUCGAGGUGGACAAACGUCCGUUCAACUGGCCGUAUAACGGAUUCCCAGCGCCGCAAGGACCGUAUUACUGCGGAGUCGGAAGUGAUCGUGUGUUCGGACGGCAGAUCCUUGAGGCACAUUACCGUGCGUGCAUGUACGCUGGAAUCAAGAUCAGCGGAUCGAAUGUGGAAAGCAUGCCGUCGCAAGUGAGUUACUCCCGGCUCUACGUCCAACCAACACACUCCAAAUGCUUCAGUUCGAAUACCAAGUCGGUCCCUGCGAAGGAAUCACAAUGGGAGAUCAAUUGUGGGUCUCCCGCUACAUUCUCCAUCGCAUCUGUGAGGAAUACGGUGUCGUGUGUAGUCUGGAUCCGAAACCAGUCCUCGGCGAUUGGAGUGGUGCAGGUUGUCACCUGAACUUCUCCACAAAGAUCAUGCGGACUCCGAGCGAGGACGGCGCCGGAUGGGAGUGAGUCGAUCGGAAAUCAAAGUGUCAAAAUGCCAAAAAGUCAAACUGCUUUCAGAGCAAUCAAAGAAGCGGUUAACAAACUGAAGCCGGUGCACAUGCAGCACAUUGCGUACUACGACCCGCACGGAGGACGUGACAACGAGCGCCGGCUCAUCGGAGCCAACCAAACGGAAACUGUGGAUGCGUUCUCGUCGGGAGUCGCCGACCGAGAGGCCAGCGUUCGAAUUCCCCGCCAAGUGUAUGCUGAUAAAUGCGUGAGUGUUGCGUGCAAACCUCGUAAUGAUGAGAGACGUUAGAGAAUUGCUAAAAACGAGAACUGAAAGAAAGAGCUCAUGGCCGCCAUAUGUGCUGGUCUUCUUUUUGAACCUUGUGAUUGACUCGUCUCUAGCCUGGUUCCUCUCUCUCUCUCUCUCUCUCUCUCUCUCUCUUUCGCUUCCCCUUUAUCGUUAUCAUAUAAUCGCUCAAAUUCCGCUAUGUUUUGAUGUUUGAUGUGAAAAUGUUUCAGGGAUACUUCGAGGACCGUCGUCCGGCAUCCAACUGUGAUCCGUACAUGGUGACGGUCGCGAUGGUCAAAACGUGUUGCUUGGAAGGAGAGGACGCCAAACUGAAGCUGAAAUAUGUCCCCAAGUUCUGA